GAGUCGGAGCGGAGCUGCUCUCUGACAACAUCUCCAGGACACUUCGCUCCAUGUGACUAGGCCAUAUAUCUGGACAGAUUGAGACCAGCAUCCAGUGCGCUUGCUGUCCUCCCAAGAGCUUCUCUGCAGUCAGACUUCAGUUCUGUUGGACACGUCGUCAACAUGAUGAUCAGGAUUGUGCUUGGAGUCGUUGCAGCCAUUGGAUUCCUCACUCUCAGUGAAGCCCUGACGUGUAAUUCCUGUAAAGUGGGCAUUCUAGGCAAAUGUUUAUUCAGUUCUCAAGUGUCCUGCGCUGCCUCCGAGAACAACUGCUACACUGCCAAAGCAGAGUUCAAUGUGACUGGGUUUUUGAGCCUGUCCUCCAGUGGCUGCACCUCUGAUUGCAACAACACGGCCGGAAGUGUCCUGGGUGCGGGCUACACCGUGACCAAAAGCUGCUGCGCUGUGGAUCUGUGCAACGGAGCGAGUGCUGCGCAGCUGUCUGUGGCUGGAGCACUGCUGGCCUCCGUCUGGAGCAGCUCCUUCCUCUAGAUCUCACACCUCCGUGUCUGUGAUCAGUGUUAGGUUCACAGAAACUGAACCGGAAUCAGUGAAGAUAUCAGCUCUAGAAUGUAUAGAUGCCAUAACUUUAAUCGUUUACUCCACUGUGUUUAGCUGUCUAUAUAAAUAAACAUUUAAUUACAAUAUAAAACAUAUUUAAAAUUUCAAAACUUAUAUAUAUAUGUGUGUGUGUGUGUAUGUGUGUAUAUCUAACCUACAUUUGGAUGCACACUGUGGAAUAAGGUGAUGAUAUGUUUGAGGUGGAACUGAAUAUAUUUCACAGCAGUGACUCUGGGUUAGGUACUGUACUUGCUCUGCUUUUUUAUAUCUUUUAGUAAAUUAUGUCAGUUAGAAUUUUUGGAUGAACUCUACCCUGACUUUAUCGUAUAUUCUAGCACAUUGUAACAUUAGUCUAGAUUAAUAAAUAUGAACUGAAAAAAAA
Messenger RNA from Carassius auratus (goldfish), 982 nucleotides. RefSeq names its product lymphocyte antigen-6, epidermis (gene lye). The transcript has 4 exons. Bases 163 to 531 code for a protein of 122 amino acids. NCBI's taxonomy places the organism in Eukaryota, Metazoa, Chordata, Actinopteri, Cypriniformes, Cyprinidae. The record is from RefSeq and is a predicted model, not a curated record.